ACACUUCUCUUCCGUGGGGUUAUAAAAGAGCACGCUAAUAAAUCAAGACUUGUGUCUUAAGCUUGGCAUCGUUGGCAGAGCAUCGAAAGCAGCACCGUCUUCCGCUGUCCGACGAGAACACCUCACUGAUUUCAAGACCCAUUUGACUCCAGAAUCGUUUUGCGUUUGGGACCUAAUGGAUGAUACGUUGGGCCUCCUCAGGAUUCACAUCCACAGAGGAAUCAACCUCGCCGUGAGAGAUGUCAGAAGCAGCGAUCCUUAUGUCAUUGUGAGGAUGGGCAAGCAGAAACUGAAGACUCGUGUUGUGAGGAGGAAUCUCAAUCCUGAGUGGAACGAAAACUUGACUCUUUGUGUUGCUGAUCCAGAUCUUCCUGUGAAGCUUGCAGUGUAUGACAAGGACAGAUUCAGCCUCGACGACAAAAUGGGGGACGCGGAGUUUGAUGUCAGGCCAUUCCUGGAAGCCGUGACGAUGGAGGCAGACUUGCGAGGCCUUGAAGAUGGGACCGUGUUCAAGAGAAUCCUGCCGAACCGGCAAAAUUGCCUGGCUGAGGAGAGCUGCAUCAUCGUGAGCAACGGCAAAGUGGUGCAGAAUAUGUUCCUCAGGCUCCGCAAUGUCGAGUGUGGAGAGAUCGAACUCCAGUUGCAGUGGGUUCACGUCCCCUCUUCCAGGGAAUUGUGAAACUUCUCUCUCUCUCUCUCUUUCUCUCUCUCUCAUAUGUACAUUCAUGGGACUAGUUUCUUUAACUUGUGUUUUCUUUUCUUGUGCUCUUUUUUUUCUGCCGAACGAAAGACUCAGGUCUCUCAAUUGAGAAAAGCUAACAUGUCAUUAGUCAUUUGAGAAGAUUA
This is a messenger RNA of Syzygium oleosum, 846 nucleotides long. RefSeq names its product GTPase activating protein 1-like. The transcript is spliced from 3 exons. The record is from RefSeq and is a predicted model, not a curated record. NCBI's taxonomy places the organism in Eukaryota, Viridiplantae, Streptophyta, Magnoliopsida, Myrtales, Myrtaceae. Bases 176 to 679 code for a protein of 167 amino acids.